AGAAAAAAUGAUAAUUUGUUUAAAGGAAUAAACAAGAAAUUUUUGGAAAUUUUAAGACAAGCGAAAUCAAAAUGACAUAUUUGGUCAAAGAUUCAUAGGACAAACGAAGAAAUAUCUAAAGAACAUCGAUCUUCUAGUCAAACAAUAACCCCAAAGAUAUAUAUGGUUAAUGAUUCAUGCACACAUUGACUCAUUAUUCAGUAGUUGUGGAUGAAUAUGGAAAGAUCCCACAUGGGAGUUCUAACUUAUGGAAGCCAGAAACCAAAGGAGAAGAAUUUCACCCUCACAUGCGGAACUCGAAGCGCUUUCUUGAACUAAAGAAUACAUGCUAUAAUUGUCGACGUCUCAGCUUUUUGGCACCGAUUGUAAGGAUAUAAUCUCAAUGAUUUAAUAUCCAAGAUCAUGGUUAAGUUUUUCCGCAUAAUUAAAUGAACUAUCAAGAUUGAAGAGUAUAUUUGCUGAUUUCUAUAUCGUGUUUUAUCCUUGUUCUGAAAAUGUUGAUUCAGAUUCAUUUAGCUAAGAUAUCAAGAGAAUUUCAUAAAAACUUGUAGUACACUAGUUGUUCUUUUCUGGUAUGGUUCUAUAGACCACUCAAUCCUGAGUAAUAUAACAACCGUUUGAUAAAGAAACUUCUCUGCAAUUUAUCAAUAAAUCAUGUAUUUUUAGAAAAGUUACUAUAAGAUGAAAAAAUGAAAUGAUAUACCUUAUUUUUUAUCUUUAAUUUUUUAGAAAAGUUUUUAAGAAAUCAUGAGAGCUGUGAUUAAUCUUUAUGAAUAGCUUUCGCUAAAAUGACGUAUUGGAUGAAUGAAAAUAAAGUAAAGUAGGAUUCUUUGUUAUACUACGGAAACAAAAAGUGAAGCAAUAAACCUAGAAGAAUAGAUAAAAGAUAAUGUUUUAUUGAUCAAUAUAGCACAAGUACAACAUAUUGGUUCGUGAACCCUAGUUCUAGCUAUCUGCUUUUAUAGUUGAAAAUGAAUAAUAGUUGAUCCUCUUUUCUAGAGUUUAUGAGUUAUAGAUUUAUAUAGUCAAAAUCUAGUAUGGAAAGAUAUCCCUUUAUUACAAGUUUUUCAUUUUAUCCGGAAGCAAGAGGAAAACAUGACUCAAAGACCAUAAAUCGUUUGAGCAAUAGAAUAAAGUCAGUGUCCUUGAGUAGAUUAAUUAUCCUCAAUGAUUUAUCCUUUAUCUUCCGAUUUCAUAUUCGGUAGAUAACUUGUACAUUUCACGAAAGCAUAUUAGGUCAGUUCAUGGCGAAAAGUGGAAGGAGACCGAGACUUCUCAUUUUUUUCUCUUUGUUUCUUAACGGAGAUGAGAUGAGACGAAGCUUUCUCUGGUGCUCUACCAGGUUGUUUGAUUCCGGGAGGCGGAGGCUAUUUCAGCUUCGUCGUCGUCGGCUUUUGAUCUCGGGGAGGUAGAGGCUUCCGAAGCUCUGCGCUGCCGACAAUAGAAAUUUAUUUUCCUUUGUGAUGCGAUCGAUGGGUCUAUAGCUUUGAUUCUCUGGGAGUCGGAGGAGAUCUCGACUGGGUCGAUGACGAUCUCUGUUGGUGGAGCUUAGGCAUCGUUGUGUAUGCUUGAAGCUAGUGGGUUUCUUUGCUUGUGGUUCUGUUUCUCGAAAGCUCCGGUGGUUGAUGAUUAGGAUCCGUCGACGUCUUUCAGUUUGGAGAGAUUGGUCGCGAUGUUUCCUUUGAAUGGGUGCUUGGUGAAUGUUCUCUUGGCUUCACGUUUGAUGGCUUGAUAAUCGGAUGAGAUCUUGAUAGGCGAUGAAACUCUCCGAUGAUGUGCUAAAGCGAUGAAGGAGGAGAUGUUGUAGUCUCUGGUUUUUCUUCAUCCGUUCGGUGGUUCGAUGGGUUCGGUGUGCGGUGGUUACAAGCUCCGGUGUAUUCCGGUGAAACACGUGUUCGUUUCGUUUUUCUCCGGUGAUGACUCGUAGUUUGAGUCAAGAUGUGGUGACCUAGUGACGCGUGUCCCUUGAUGGCGAGGGUCUCAACACGUGUACGUCCAAGUGAAUUUCCUGAUGUGUGGUAACGUAUGGCGCCGAUCGGGGGUUUUUUUUGAGCUUACGACUUAGGUAGUGUCUUUAGUUACCCUUGUGUUUUGGGUUUUCUGUUUAAUACGUUUGGGCUUUUAUGUUGGCCUUAGACCCUUAUGGUGUUGUAUCUUUUUGUUGUGAUACUUUUAAGAUAAAUGGAAAUUUCAGAUGGCAAAAAAAAAAAAAAACUUGUACCUUUCAGUCGAUCGAAAUUGUACCCUCAAAGCAAGUUUGUGGGUGGUAUGAGGAAUAAAAUGUUGUUUCAUAUAUAUUAUUCGGAUUAUCUUGAUAUGUGUCCUAUUGAAUUCAGUAGGAGAUGCUUUAUGUAAAAUGCACAUGGUGACAAAAGAAACUGGGAUCUCUUAAUGGACUCUUGGCCUUGGAUUCCCAUUUCAAUGUUUUGUCACAUGGUUUAAGUGGUGAUUGGGCUUAUGGACACAUGGCCUUGUAGUUGAUGUGAUUCAUCUAGUCUAAAGGGCGCAUAGCUGGACCAGAUGAUAAACUCAUUGAUAAUGCUUCAUGAGCAUGAUGUGUCGUGCUUAGGAAAAAGAUGUCAUGGUCUGAAGCUACAAAAAGUGGAUAUCUUAGUCUAAUUGGUGAUGAUUUCGUAUGUCUUUUGAAAAAGGAUCAUCUUUAAAUGUGUUAUUUUGUCGUAUAGGAAAAAUACAUGACUCGGGCCCGGAGGAAGGCAUUGCAAAAGAAAUUCUUUGGAGCAUAUAUUAUGAUAUUGGAUUUUAAGCCUUUGGGAAAUUUAUCUCCCUUUGAUUUUUUUUUCCAAUCUCAAUUUGAUUGCAUGAAAAAAGUAAAGAAAAAAGACACAUUAAAUGAAUUGGAAUCUCAGGAGUUCUUUUAAAUUUUCAGAUUUUCAUACUUAAUAUUCCCUCUGUAUUAUUAAGUCAGAUGUUUUAGAAAAAAAAAUUGUUUUACAAAAAUACUUUUGUAUUUUCUAUGAAAAAAUUGUGAUCUUCGAGAAAAUUAAUUGAUUUUAUUAAAUUUAUUGGUUAAAUAUUAUUAAAAAUUGAAAAUUACAAAAAGUGAUAUAUUUAUUAUAGUGAGUUAAUGUGUUUUUUUAUGUGUGAAAGCACUAAAAUAUAUCUUGUGAAACGGACGCAGUAGUAAUUAUUUUAUCAAAAAGAGUCAGAUUUCAAAUUGAUCAAUUGAUUUUUUUUAGAUGGAUAUAUCUUGGUUGGGAUAGCGCUUUUAGUUUGAAGAGAAUCUCGAAUCUCAAUCACUGUUCCAUUUAUAUUCCCACAAACGAAUAACAAUAACAGCUGCCAAACUCAUAGAACUCAAGCUCGAAGAGCAUAAACUUUCCAUACCAUUUCAUUCGAUUGCCAUCGGUCUCAACGGCUGAGAAUCCAUACCUGUAAGUAAGAUCCUCUCUUUGACAUGGACAAAGCUUUAAGCCCGGAAAAAUGGCAAGCCAAAGUGUCAGUUACGCUCACAAAAGCAAAGCCUAACCAAAUCUGGCUUCUCUUCACCGAUUUCUUCAAUUUCAACAAGUGGCUCCAAACGCUCACGACGUGUCACGGCGUCCACGGCAUCAACGGUGAACUCGGCUGCAUCAGAUUCUGUUCCGGCUCCUCCAUACGGUCCAACGGCGUAGAACCCACCGUGGGAUGGUCUAGGGAGAAGCUGGUGGCCGUUGAUCCCGUGGAGCGAGUGAUGAGAUACGAGAUAGUGGAAAGUAACAUUGGAUUCGAGUCAUAUGUCUCGACGGUGAGGAUAUUGCCACGUGAUGAAGAAGGUUGUGUGAUUGAGUGGGGUUUCACCGUUGAUCCCGUAGGAGGAUGGUCUCUAGAUGAUCUGGUGAAGAAGUAUGAGAAAGCACUAGGAAUAAUCGCCAAGAACAUGGAAGAGGCUUUGACAAGAACAGUCUUAUUUCAAAAGUUGUAGUAAAACUGAAUAGCAAAUAAAUCGAGAUGCUCUUUUUGCUUUGUUUUUGUCAUCCGUACGUUUAUUAACAAAUUUGGAAUAAAUAAAGUUGGAGAUUAAAACCA
This is a messenger RNA of Brassica rapa (field mustard), 4026 nucleotides long. Its product is annotated as lachrymatory-factor synthase. The record is from RefSeq and is a predicted model, not a curated record. Lineage: Eukaryota; Viridiplantae; Streptophyta; Magnoliopsida; Brassicales; Brassicaceae.